AGUGCCAUGGGCCUGUGAGUAACAGCUGAACACUUGUAAAGAAGACUGGGGUCUGGACUGGCCACGGGGCUUGCACUUUGAAAGCACAAUACGUUUUCAAGCCACUCCGGGAGAGGGAGCCAGCAACGACAACACAAUCAGUGCAGCCAAGGAGACCGGUUAAAAACUUUCCCCCAAAUUCCCGACUCAGAGAGGGGGAGAAAAGAAGGGGAGAAGCGACAAACAAAAGCAUUCUUAGCUUUCAGCAAAACAAUAACUUUGGGAAAAUAAUUUACUUCAAAUACAAAUUCAAUGAGAUAGGCGUGACGGACCGGCGUCUCCAGCAAGAAUCCGCUACUUUUAUUCAACAUUCUGAAUACCUAAAACCACGGAUUGAGUGCUGCAGCAACACUGAAUGAAACAAAGUUUCGUAAAAAAAAAAAACAGAAUGGAAACGAAAAUGCGAAUCACGUGGGCACUUCUUCCACUUGGUUUUCUACUUCACUGUACUCAUGCUGAUCCAAUACAAACAACCUUUAUCUCUUCGGCCCCCAACUCCACACAAAAUGGACCCACCCAUACAGUUACCUCCUCCAGUCUAAUCAAUGGGCCCGGGACUACACUAGCCGACCUUACCGUACCAAGUGGGGCGGCGUUGAGCACCUUUACCGCUGGGAGGUCCAGUGGUAAUGUGGAGUCCACCACCAUGACUACUGCUGGACUGGACUCCACUAGCUCCACCGGAACCCACACCCAGACCCCCACUAGCUCCACUGGAACCGACGCCCAGACCACCACUAGCUUCACAGGAACCGACGCCCAGACCACCACUAGCUCCACCGGAACCGACGCCCAGAACACCACUAGCUCCACCGGAACCGACGCCCAGACCAUCACUAGCUCCACCGGAACCGACGCCCAGACCACCACUAGCUCCACCGGAACCCACACUACCGUGCAAUUCACUAGCUCCUCAGGAACCCUCUCCCAGACCACCACUAGCUCCACCGGAACCGACGCCCAGAACACCACUAGCUCCACCGGAACCGACGCCCAGACCACCACUAGCUCCACCGGAACCAACGCCCAGAACACCACUAGCUCCACCGGAACCGACGCCCAGACCACCACUAGCUCCUCAGGAACCCACACCCAGACCACCACUAGCUCCUCAGGAACCCACACCCAGACCACCACUAGCUCCGCCGGAACGCCUCACUUCACUGCAGUCACACCGGUGGGUAGGCGACAUACUCCAAUCCUUACAACCCCAUGGUCAAGGUCGUCCUCUCCAUCCCAGCAACCUUCCACAUCCAGCCCUGUGGGUUCAGGAAGCAGUUUUGCUAUCACCACAACCCGUGCACAGGGAGGAAUGGUGUUAACAACCAUGGCUGAGACUACAACCACGACGGCCACUACCACAAGUCCUCCCAUGAGCUUUAUGUUUGUCAUGUCCAAAAGAAAUGAAGAGAAUCAUGAGAAGAAGGACCUGGAGGCGCUGUGUCGACACCUGAUGUCUCAAAUGCACGACGCUAACUGUACUCUGGCUGCGAGAGAGAACAACGGACAAACCACCGUUGACAGCGUGGUAAUUACCGGCAAAGUGGACAAUGCUGUCGUCCAGCAAUACUAUGAGGAAAUCACCAGAAAACAAAGUGACAACAUGACCCUGAUUGCCAUUUUGGCGUCCUGCGGAGCUCUGCUGGCCAUGAUUGUAGGCUUCGCCCUUUACGCCGCAUACCACCGCAAGUCCUAUCGGAAGAACCACCAACAACACCUGACAGAGGAGAUGCAGACGGUGGAGAACGGUUACCACGACAACCCCACGUUGGAGGUGAUGGAGGUGCAGCAGGAGAUGCAGGAGAAGAAGGUGGCCCUGAAUGGAGAGUUCAACGACAGCUGGAUUGUCCCCAUCGACAACCUGCUCAAAGAAGACAUGCCAGAUGAGGAGGACACUCACCUGUAGAGGGGGACCGGAACAGACAGGGGUGCUACUAUAUUCCCUCGACCAACUGACUCUCCCUUCCCUGCACCGUUACAAGGGCCCUGUUUAGUAGAGGGUUCUAGCUCCAAACGUUGCAGGUAGAAAUGUAUUCUAUAUAGAAUAUAUACAACCUUAAAUAAUGGGAUUUGAGAAAUCGCACAAUUGUGACAGUUCUAUGCAAUGCAUUUCUAUCCGCAACACUUUUAAUGUUCCUCCCCAUUGAACCAGACCCAAGGCAACAACACACAGACACCACCUGACAAAUCUGGAGAAAAUAACACCCAGAGGAUGAAACUGGAAACCCAUCCGGCCUAAACGGGUGUCUGAGUCCCAUCGCUGUGGCCAUGGAAAAGUAACAGGCCAUUUGGAGAAUACUACACCAAUCAACAUUGUGCCUAGUUUUAGGAGAUAUUCAAUAAAUAUUUGGGAAAUGUAACUCUCAAACAUACACAAUCCCAUUUUAAGUGCCAUUGAGUGUUUAAGAUACUUGAUGUACCGCUACAUAGUUAUUGAUUUAAUUGGGAAAACCAAACACUCAAACCACCAAUAUUUCAGGGUGGAGUGUAUGAACUAAAAUCUGCAUGUUCUUUAUGCUGUAAUCAAUGUAAUCCACAAAAGUGCAUUGAAUUGUACACUUGAGCACCUGUACAUAGUAUUUUCUUAUAUUUUCAGAGAAAAUGGAAGCUGAAACUUUGUAAUACUGUAACACUACUUGCCUUUAUGGUUAAAUCUCAAUAGUAUUGAUUUAAAGAAAA
Oncorhynchus mykiss (rainbow trout) is the source of this 2718-nucleotide messenger RNA. RefSeq lists its product as uncharacterized. NCBI's taxonomy places the organism in Eukaryota, Metazoa, Chordata, Actinopteri, Salmoniformes, Salmonidae. Gene Ontology annotation, biological process: regulation of microvillus assembly; negative regulation of cell-cell adhesion; positive regulation of cell-cell adhesion mediated by integrin. Gene Ontology annotation, cellular component: microvillus membrane; apical plasma membrane. The record is from RefSeq and is a predicted model, not a curated record.